AUGGCAGCGGCGGGGUGGCGAGCUGAGGCGGCGGCUUCUCGCGCAGGUGAAAAGGCUGAAGAGCUGGUGGUGCGGCGCAGCUGUUGUGUACUUGACCACGACCAUUCUGAUACCUGCACGAGGUUCUAUUCGGAUAAUCUUCACGAUGAACCAAGGAUUUUAGUUCCCAAGGUCCGAGAGACACUGAAGUAUGAGUAUUUGAUUGUCAUGGACGAUGUUUGGAACACAAAAGCAUGGGAAGAUCUCAAGGAUGCUUUUCCAGAUUAUAGCAAGGGCAGUAGGGUGUUGAUAAUUACUCCACAAGUGUCUGUGGCCCAGCGUGCUGCAACAAAGACUGAUCCCUAUCCAUUGCGAUUUAUGAAGCAAGAAAAAGCUGAAGAAUUACUGAGGACGAAGAUUUUCAAUGAAAUGAAUGUCCACAGAAGCUGUGACCUGCUGAAUCAAGAAUUCUGA
This is a messenger RNA of Coffea arabica (coffee), 453 nucleotides long. Lineage: Eukaryota; Viridiplantae; Streptophyta; Magnoliopsida; Gentianales; Rubiaceae. The record is from RefSeq and is a predicted model, not a curated record.